Cyclospora cayetanensis is the source of this 1476-nucleotide messenger RNA. RefSeq names its product cAMP-dependent protein kinase catalytic subunit PRKX. Gene Ontology annotation, biological process: protein phosphorylation. The record is from RefSeq and is a predicted model, not a curated record. NCBI's taxonomy places the organism in Eukaryota, Apicomplexa, Conoidasida, Eucoccidiorida, Eimeriidae. The transcript has 2 exons. Bases 10 to 1476 code for a protein of 488 amino acids. Gene Ontology annotation, molecular function: protein serine/threonine kinase activity; ATP binding.
CUCAGCAGCAUGUCGCUGACUGCCGACCAGUACCCUCAGAAACCACCACAGCGCAAAUCGCUUUUCCGCAGCAGCUUGCUGUCUUUCUUGUCUCAAUCAUCGGGAGAACGGUCUCCGCCUGUGGCACCGCCCGCAUCGGAGGAAAGCAGUUUCAUGCUUCCCGCCAAACGAUCUCUAGUGAAUUUUGGAUGGAUUUCAGCUUCGGCUUCCACCAUAUCGCAGCCCGCCAUGCAGACUGCGGCCUACUCAGCACCGUAUCCGAGCAGCAGCCAGUGCUCGCUCAGUCACGGCAACAGCACCUCGGGAGGUCAGCGUAUAAAGGGCUCGCUUGGCCGGGUUUGGGGAAAGCUGAGCAGCAUGCAGCUCAUGAACAGUUGCCGGAUCGACAGCCUCGUUUCUGGAAGUACCCGACCGUCUGUAGCCGAUGAAGCGGCCGCUAGCGAGGCUGCGGAAGAAGUUGAAAACUCUCAAAAUGAGAUCAUACAGCUUGUGAGGAAGGAUUUACAUGGACGAGAUCUGAAGAUCGAGGACUUCGUCUUCUUCGGAACCGUGGGAACCGGCUCAUUUGGGCGCGUCUGUAUCGUGGAUAUCAAGGGGUCUCAAAGCUGGUAUCCGGCAAUGGCACUCAAGAUUCUCAGUAAACACAAGGUUGUCACCAUGAAACAAGUGGAGCAUGUAAAGGAUGAGAGGCGGAUCUUGUCUCAGAUCAGCCAUCCAUUCAUCGUGAAUCUGCUUGCAUCGUUUCAAGAUGAGAAGCGUCUGUUUUUGCUAAUGGAGUAUGUGAACGGGGGCGAGCUGUUCAGCUACCUGAGGAAACAGACCUUCAUGCCGACAGACCAGGCGCGGUUAUACGCCGCGGAGAUAACGCUGGCUUUCCAGUAUCUGCAUGAACGGAGCAUUGUGUACAGAGACUUGAAACCCGAGAAUCUUUUGAUUGAUGCCCAGGGGCACAUCAAGAUCACGGAUUUUGGGUUUGCCAAGGUUGUUACUGGCAGGACGUGGACCCUUUGUGGCACACAUGAGUACUUGGCGCCUGAAUCCAUCACGCGGCGCGGUCAUGGGCUGCAGGUUGAUUGGUGGGCUCUCGGAAUUCUACUCUUUGAAAUGCUGGCGGGGCGCCCGCCUUUUGUCGAUGACACUCCAUUGGGCAUCUACAAGAAAAUCAUUGCUGGCAAGAUCGAGUUUCCUCCGCUGUUCGACUGUGCGGCGAAGUCGUUGGUGAAGCGUCUUUUAAUCCAUGAGCCAAAUAAGAGAUAUGGGUGUCUGCGAGACGGUGCCGAAGACGUAAAGAAUCACAAAUUUUUUAGAGGCAUCGACUGGAACUUGUGUUACCAGAGGAAAAUUCGUCCGCUCUACAAGCCGAACAUCCGGGGCCCGCGCGACAGUAGCAUGUUCGACACAUAUGCGGAAUCAACAGAGUCUUCUGCUCCUGUCAUUGACGCCGCUACGCAACAGGCGCUGUUUCAUAACUUUUGA